Poecilia latipinna (sailfin molly) is the source of this 3445-nucleotide messenger RNA. RefSeq names its product filamin A interacting protein 1-like (gene filip1l). The coding region runs from base 142 to 3024 and encodes 960 amino acids. The transcript is spliced from 2 exons. Lineage: Eukaryota; Metazoa; Chordata; Actinopteri; Cyprinodontiformes; Poeciliidae. The record is from RefSeq and is a predicted model, not a curated record.
AAAUCAAAUGUUUUCUGUUUUCACAGGUUAAAGCUGUUAAUUAAUCAGGAAAAGGUAUACCAAGAACGAAAAGACCAAGAAAACAACAAAAAGAUAGAAAGUCUAAAGGAAGAGCUGACUAAACUCAAGUCUUUCACGUUGAUGGUUGUGGAUGAACAGCAGCAUCUCACUGAACAGCUUAAUCAGAAAUCAGUCAAGGUUCAAGAUCUCAGGACCGGAUUCUCUCAAGCUCAGGAUAAGCUGAGCUCGGCUAAUGCUCGUCUGCAGGAAGAGGAGCAGAAGGUCUUUCGCUUAGAGGCUGAGCUGCUUGAGCAGGCAAGUCGACACCAUCAAGAUCAGGAAGCCAUGACUGCCAAACUGACCAGCGAGGAUGCCCAAAACAGGCAUCUGCGCCAGAAGUUGUCGGCACUCAGCCGGCAGCUGGAUGAGCUGGGGGAGACCAAUAAGACCCUGAGAAGGGCCGAGGAGGAACUGCAGGAGCUGAGGGACAAAAUUAGCCGAGGCGAGUGUGGAAACUCAAGCCUCAUGUCAGAGCUUGAAGAGUUACAAAAAAGAGUGCUUGAGAUGGAGGGGAAGGAUGAAGAGCUGAUCAGGAUGGAGGACCAGUGCAGAGACCUCAAUAAGAAACUGGAGAAAGAGACCAAACAGAGCUGGUGCUUGAAAGCCGAAGUUGAUCAACUGAACCACAGAAUUACAGACUUGGAAAAACUGGAGGAUGCUUUCAGUAAAAGCAAACAAGAAUGCAUCUCACUCAAAAGUAACUUGGAGAAGGAGAGGACAGUGUCAAAGGUUCUGAACAGUGAGUUGGAAGCUUUGAAAGUCAGAGUCAAAGAACUGGAGGCCGCUGAAGGCAAGGUGGUCAAGACAGAGCAGACACUGAAGGAAGAUUUGACCAAGUUAAAGACUCUGACGGUUAUGCUGGUGGAUGAGAGGAAAGCAAUGGCCGAUAAGCUGAAACAGAUGGAGAACAAGGUACAAAACAGCACAGGCAAGCUUCAGGCUGAGCAGAACAAAGUUACAUCAGUCACAGAGAAGCUGAUAGAGGAGAGCAAGAAGGCAUUGAGGUCAAAGGCAGAGCUGGAGGAGAAAAUGUGCUUUGCAACAAAGGAGAGGGAUGACUUGAAGGCCAAGCUAAGAACUGAGGAAGAGAGGAAUAAAGAUCUGGAAUCUAAAGUCAAUAUGAUGAAGAAACGGCUGCAGUCACUUGAGACAAUUGAGAGGGAAUACCUGAGAAGCAAAGCGAAAGAAGAGCAACUCAAGACACCUCUGGCAAAUCGUUUCCAGCAAGAAGACAACAAAGUCAAAGAUUUGACGCAGGAGGUUGAACAUCUAAGACGUAAACUAAAGGAUAUGAAAGUGACAGAGGAAGACUCAUUAAAAACACCAGAGUAUGAAACACUGGAGAAAAGGUUUGUCAAUGAACAAGAAAGAGCCAAAGCCUUGAUGGAGGAACUGGAAGUAUCCAGAAAAGAGCUUACAAUGUACCAACUGAAUGAAAAGAAGGAGUGUAACCAAGAGCAUGUCCUUUAUAAACGCUUGAAGGAAGAGGAAGCAAAGUCUAGUCAUCUGUCCAGAGAGGUGACAGCUCUGAAGGAGAAAAUUCAUGAAUACAUGGGAACAGAGGAGUCUAUCUGUCGAAUGAAAACCGACCACUCCACUCUGCAGAGAAAACUGACCCAGCAGGAGGUGAGAAACAAAGAACUGGCCCGAGAAAUGGAGACGCUAACUCGAGAGCUGGAGAGAUACCGACGCUUCAGCAAAAGUCUUCGCCCAGGCAUGAAUGGAAGGCGGUUUUCAGACCUUCAUGUGUUGACCAAGGAGGUUCAGACCGAGCCGCUUGACCUCAUGUCUCCUAACAGCAAGACUAUGGUACAGCUAGAAAGAGCGGUGGUCAACGGGAAGCUGUAUGACGAAAGCGAGACUGAUGAUGGCGCAAAUUACAGCAAUGAACUACAGCUCACCAAAUAUACCCCUUCACUUAUGAACAAUGUCAACAAUCUAAACAACAACCUGAGGCGAGCAAGAGGCCCAUUCCUCAAAACCAAAGACGUCCAUCAGGUGAACGGCAAAAUGCAACCACAGCAUAACGGCAACCACAUCCAGACUGGAGAUGUGAUGUUGACCCACUGUCCUGGGCAGCCACUGCAUAUAAAAGUCACUCCUGACCACGGACACAACAUGGCAACACUAGAGAUAACCAGUCCCAACACAGAAACCCCUCAGUCAUUCACCAGCACCGCCGUCAUACCCACAAGUGGAGGACCCCCGAAGCAGAGAAUUACAAUCAUUCAGAAUGCCUCAAUUUCCCCUACUACAAAAUCCAUUUCUCCGACAACUAAAUCUAAGUGUUCCUCCAUUUCAGAUGAACCGUGCACCCCAGAUAGGGCCCUAUCACCUUUCACUAUGACUACUUACUCCAGAGCCAUGACCCCAGACUCAUGUGGUUCUGUAACACCAGACCGAGCUAUGUCGCCAAUACAAAUUGUAUCAGUGACAACAGGAGCGCAGGAUCACUCCCUUUCCGCAGAGCCUGUGGAAGUCAUUGGUGGGCACGCCGUCUUCCGUGUCACCCCGGAAAGGCAAAGCAGCUGGCAGGUGCAGAGGUCCAACAGCUCGGGGUCAAACGUCGUCACCACGGAGGAUAACAAAAUCCACAUUCACUUAGGAAAUCCGUUCAUUCAAGCUGUCAGCACCCCUUCACAAGUACCUGGACUCCAGGAGCAAAGGACUCAGAUUAUUGCAAACUGCAGCACUCCCGCUGCCAAAGGCAUCAGUAAAAUCACAAGUAGCAUCAUGAUUAAGCCCACAUCUACCCCAAUCCAAAGACCGUCACAGAUUACAAUACCUCUCGAAGCAUUCCGACGUCCAGGACCGACCCGGAUCCCCAAACCAAAGGGUUUCGGCUCCCAGAAAAGCGCCAACAACCCGGCGAUAAACCAGGGGCCGCUGCCAGCUGCCGGAAUCGGGAGAGAGUCAGCCUCACGCAUGAAGAACAGCCCAAACCUGCUGAACCGGAGACUGUGACGGCACUGACCUAUGUAGCUGUCGUGCUGAAUUAAGUGUUCAAUUUCACCAAAUUUUCAUCGUUUCAUCGCUCUAACAGUGGCUACAUGCAGCUGUUUACUGUCUGUGCUCUAUUCUAUUAGCUCGACCAGUAACACACUAACUACUGAAAAUUAUGUGCUGCAACCGAAUUACUCAUCUGAAGAUGUCCAUGAGAACAGCAAUGACAUGAAAAUAUUAGAUUAAAAGGCGUGAUAUAUGGUUGUGUUAAAUAAAAGAUUUUAUGUAUAUUUUUAUGUGUAUUUAUAUUUGUCUUUCUUGUGAGAUGCAGACACAGAAAGAGUGGCAAUAAUGUACAGAACUGAUGAGUUUUAAUGCAGCUAUUUCAUUAAAAUAUGACGUGUGUUAUUUUUCAUUACAAUAAAAGCCUUUUAUACUUUGA